AUGCGCGCCACUGCUGCCUGCAUCGCGGCGCCACCGGAAGCCGCUGGCGCCGCUCCUACCGCCGCCUCGGCUGCACGCCUGCGUGCAGGACGGUACUCCGCAUACGAGCAGCUGCGCGGCCCCUACGACCGCGCCGCGCUGCAGCGAUUCUUCGCGCUGCGGCCGCUCGAGUUUGGCGGGCGGCUGGUUGAGUUCACGAGGGCUGCCAUCGCGAUCCGCGACUCUUGGCGCCGCGAGUCGGACGACACCCAGGCUCGCGGUGUCCGGCUGCGAGAGCAGCUGGCGGUGCUCGGGCCGGUGGCGGUCAAGCUCGGCCAGACCCUCUCGCAGCGGCCCGACAUCCUCGACGAGGAGAUCUGCGAGGAGCUCAAGCCGCUGCAGACCACAAACAAGCCGUUUGACGACGCCGAAGCGAUGCGGCUGCUGUCCGAAGAGCUGGAGUGGCGAGGGCCGAUCGCGCCGGGGGUGUGCGCGCCGGAGUGCGCCGAGCCCGACGGCGCGCCGCUCUUCGCCUCCAUCAGCGCCAGCCCCAUCGCCAGCGCCUCGCUCGGCCAAGUCUACAAGGCGACGCUGCACGACGGCUCCGAGGUGGCGGUGAAGGGCGGCGGGCGCACGCAGCGCACGCCGCCGUCGUCGGCAGUCGGCCUAGCAGGGAGAGCUCGGGCUGGCUGGGGCGACGCUGUGUGCCCAGUUGCGACCGACUUUGCGGUGCUAACGACGGUCCUCUACGGCAUCCAGUCGACGGGGUGGGGGAACGGCGACCUGGUCGAGAUCACCGACAUCGUCGCCGCCGGCGUGUUUGAAGAGAUGGACUACCGGAACGAGGCGGUCAACGCGCAGCGCUUCGAGCGCUCGCUCGACUUUUUGGGGUACGUCUCCGUCCCGGCGGCGGUGCCGAGCUUGCCGCCCACGCCGCGCGUGCUCGUCACCGAGUGGGUAGCAGGCCGGCUCGCCGAGAUGCGGAGCCGACACCUAAGCGACCUCUCUCGCGAGGAGGGGACGCGGAUGACAAACAUGGCGGUGGACGCCGUCACCGCCUCGCUCGUGCUGACUGGCUUCGUCCACGCCGACCCGCACGAAGGCAACAUCAUGCUGGGCGACGACGGGCGGCUCUACUUCCUCGACUUUGGGCUGAUGUCCGAGGUGCGCGCCGAGAUCAUGGAGGCGUUCGCGUACGGCAUCCAGUGCGUUCUCAACAAGGACUGGCGCGGACUUGUCACCGCGUUUGUCCAGACGGGCUUCGUGGGCACGGGGCCAUCGAGCGCCGCGCUGCCUGACCACAGCUCCCGGCUUGAGGCGCGGCUUCUGCGUUCCUGCAGGCACGCCCAUCGAGCCAUGGCGGCGGAGCUCGAGGAGCGUAUGGAGAGCGUGCCGGGAGGCACCUCGCGCUUCGGCGCGCUCUCUACGGUCCUCUUCGACAUGGGCAACCAGUGGCGCAUGUACACGCCGCCGUACAUCAUCCUGCUCAUCCGCACCUUCCUCACGCUCGAGGGCAUCGCCGGCCAAGUCGACCCAAACUUCAACAUCUACGAGGUGUCGCUACCGUGGGCGGUGCGGCGCGCGCUCAGCCCGUCGACGAGCGCGGGCGAGGAGGCGCUGCGUGGCGCGCUGCUCGCGUCGGACAACACGCUGCGCUGGGACCGCGUCAACGAGCUGAUCGAGCAGCAGCAGCUCGCAGCGCCGGCAGGCGAGCAGCAGGCCGUGGAGGCCGAGGGGGCGGCCGAGGGGGCGAGCGCGGCCGCGGCGGCGGAGGGGCCUGUCGGCGGCGCCGCCACGCCACCCGCCACGGCGGACCCGCUGGACGCCGUGCGCGUGCUGCUCGGCUCGCCGGGAGGGGCGACGCUGCGCCGCAUCGCGCGCGACCUCGACUCGACCGAGCUCCUCACGACUCUCACCACCUCGCGCAAGACGCGCCACCUCCGCCGCCUCGGCGUCCGCAUGCUCGCUGAGUCGCUCACGCAGCGCUUCGCCGCCGCCCUCUCGCCGCCGCCGAAGCACGAGCGGCCUCCACCCCUAGACGCCGAGCGGCCGCCGCCAGAGCAGCUGCCUGUCAGUCCGGCGAGCGAGGCGUUGCGGCGGCGCCGGGCCGAGCGGCUGGCGGGCGUGCGCCGGGUGCUCGUCGCGUCACACUUACAGCGGCAGGUGAGGGCGGGCUGGAGGGGCGCCGCGGCGAUCGGCGCCGUGGGUUUGCUCUUCUUCCGCGUCGCGGUGGUUGCGUUUUGCAAGGCGGCGGUGCGUACGCUGCCGGGCGCGGUCGGCGGGAUCAGGCGGGCGGUGUUACGCGGGUGA
Emiliania huxleyi CCMP1516 is the source of this 2289-nucleotide messenger RNA. RefSeq lists its product as hypothetical. NCBI's taxonomy places the organism in Eukaryota, Haptophyta, Isochrysidales, Noelaerhabdaceae. The transcript has 15 exons. The record is from RefSeq and is a predicted model, not a curated record. The coding region runs from base 1 to 2289 and encodes 762 amino acids.